Messenger RNA from Saccostrea cuccullata (small rock oyster), 4541 nucleotides. RefSeq names its product centrosomal protein of 192 kDa-like. The transcript has 24 exons. Gene Ontology annotation, cellular component: cytoplasm; pericentriolar material; centriole. Gene Ontology annotation, biological process: mitotic spindle assembly; centrosome duplication; protein localization to centrosome. The record is from RefSeq and is a predicted model, not a curated record. Gene Ontology annotation, molecular function: protein kinase binding. NCBI's taxonomy places the organism in Eukaryota, Metazoa, Mollusca, Bivalvia, Ostreida, Ostreidae. The annotation marks the transcript as partial.
GUAAUAUUUAUUCCUAAAUUGGCUGGUGCUUAUGUAGCAGAACUGUUGAUCCAUUCCCACAGAUUUACGCAGGAUAGAGCGACAGGAUCUACAUCUUACCCCACAGUGGUCACAAUCCAGGCCAUAGCAGAAAAACCCAAGAUUGAGGUCCAUGGGUAUGGUUUGGAGAACCGGGUGCUGAACUUUGGGCAGGUGACCUGGGGGAGCUGUAAAUUCCUGACCCUGGGGAUUGUUAAUUACGGACAAGCCUCACUCCCACUCAGGCUCUCCAUCUCUUGUAAUAACAUCCCUUGGCAUUGCUUCUCCUUUGAUCGUAAUGGACAGAAUUCCACUCUGGGAGAUAUUUCCAUCAUCUCUAGGAGUAGCCGCCCACAGUCGCCUGCAUUAGGAAAGACAGUGGUCACACUGUGCAUCCCGGGACGGUCAGCAAAGGAUUCUGGGAUCACGGAACAGGAAGUCAGAGUCUGGUGUCGACCACCAGACAAGAGAAUAGACAGAGCAUUGGCCCAGAAUCCUCCUGAUGAGAUGACGGCACGGAUUGACAUUGAUGUGGACACGCCCACUGCUAAUAUCCCUCCCCUCAGAACAAUAGAUUUACAGGCCAUAGUGGGGGUAGCGAGACUUCACAUCCCUAAAUACCUGGAAAUGCUCAAGUUAGAAUCCACAGUCAGACAGGCUGCUCGGGAUUCUAUAGCUUUGAAGAACUACGGGAAUAUAGAUCUAAAUGUCUCUCUAAGUAUUCCGGAUCAUGAGGAUGUUUUCAGAGUCCGUCCAAAACAAAUCACGAUCCCUCCAGGACAGGAAAACGAGGUGGUGGUUGAGUUCUUCCCCUUGGAAUCUGAGAUAAAAGCACUAGAAAGUGUUCUGUUGAUGAACGUGGAGCCUGAUGGACCACUGUAUGAGCUCCCUGUUCUGGGUAGUGUGGUGACCAAGAGACAGUCCACUCCUAUAGUCCUCAGUGACCGAUGCUUCAUCUAUUUUGGUGGUGUGGGUAUUGGAAAAGCUAUGGAAAACAAGUUCCGCUUGAAAAAUCAAACACAGUAUCCUCUGAAAUUAAAAUUGGAAGUUCGAGAUGAAGCACACGUUUUCAAGCUGAGAACCUCCUCUAUUCAGUCUAACAGCCUGACAGAGAUCAGAGACGUCAUUAUUCAGCCUCUGGAGACCUACCCUGUAUAUGUCACCUACUCCCCACUCACAGCGGCACUGAACUCCGGCAAAGUUGUCAUCAAACCUUAUGAUACGGCGUACAAGUUCUCGAUCCCUGUGUCUGGUUAUGGAGGAGUUGGUAAGCUGGUAGUGGAGGGAGCCAGUAUUGCUGACAUGAACAGAUACUGUCUGGACAUGGGGGAUAUAUCACUAGGUCAGGAGACAGGGGAAAAAAUCAUCGUACGGAAUGUCGGCUCAAGACCUGUCUAUGUCAAACUGAUGGCCUACACAGGGUCAAAUUGCAGAAAGGAUAAUAUCUCUAGUAAAGUGUUGGUUGAACCCAGUGAGUUUGUCCUUGAACAAGAGGGAACAAAGUCUGUGAUAAUUGUGUUGAACCCCUCUGAUCGAGAGACAUCACUGUGUUCCAACAGUAAACAGAUUGUGUCUACAGUAGUGGCCUUCUAUGGCGAUGAAAUCUCCAGGCAGCGAUUUAGAAGGGCCUUGAGUUCUUCAGCAAAGCCAUACAAACCAAGCUCCUCUAUUGAUUCAUUAUCUCUGUCACUCAAUCUGAAUCACAGCUUCCCAGACGAGAACUUGGUUCCAGAAUCCCAAGUGCCCCAGGAAGUGAACAUGAACUCUUUGGUUGACACAUUUUACAACACUAUGUCCAGGCUAUAUAUAGCUCUUGUGGGAGCACCCUCAGAAUUUUCCCUGACUAAAACUCCCCAGAUCCACCAUGCUGGUAAAUCUCCCAUUAGUGCCAAGAAAGGUUUGAGAACCAGUGGUAGUCUGACUGGAAUACCCUCCAAAGAUCCUAACAGGUGUAUAUCUCCCCAUAGUAAUACCACCCCUCUACACAACUCCCCUCUGUUUGUCCCAGAGGAAGAUGACAAAGACUGGACAGUGAAACCAACACAACUCAUCUUCCGAGUCUCCAAAGAUGGAAAGCUUCCAAUCCUGAAGUUUCAAAUCAGUAACUUUCAAAGCAAAUCAAUGUUAUAUGAGUUGACCUGGCCAGGCCAGAAAUUAAAAUUGACUCCAGAGGGCGGUGUUGUAGGACCUAAGGACAAAGUGACAGUGUGCAUCAGUCCAAGUCCAACUGUGUACAAGUUAAUCAAUGAACUUCCAUGGAGCGGAUGUGUGCAUGUCUCCUGUGGCCAGAAAACCAAGAAGGUGCAGGUCCAGAUACGGACGGAGCUGGAGGACAGUCAGCCGACCCUGACCCAGACCUUGGUCCCGGUGUUCAGACCCACCGUGGGGCCCACGAUCAGCCUGCCCUACGAGUCUAGUGUAGGGAGCAUGAUGCAGACCUCGGCUCAUAAGAUAGAGUUCCCCAUCACCAAAGUAGGAGAACAGUCAGAGACCAGCUUUGAGCUGACUAACACCUCUGAUGAACCCAUGCAGUGGAUUGUCUCUUCUUUUGCCCCGCCAUAUGUCAAGGGUGCAGACAGUACUAAAGAUGUUUUCCGAGUCAUGUAUAAAGUUUUUGACUUCACCAUCAAGUCGGGCAGUUUACCACCAGGAAAGAGUACUCAGGUAAAUGUUGAGUUUAUGCCAAGAUCCAAAGGAACUUUCACACAACACUGGGAUGUACAAAGUGCAAAGGAUAAACCAGUUCGACUGCAACUCACAGGGGAGAGCAUUGCUAAUGAUGAUGUGCCUGGUAGUCAGUUGUCGUCAUACAGAGAGGACAUGACAGAGAGGUUCCAGGAAACUGGACACAAAACUCAUAAAAAGAUUAAGGAUGAUAGGCCUGUGAUUCUGAAGAAUGAGGAGCUGGGUUUCCUCCCCUGUUUAGUGGGUCAGUCCCAAGUGGCCAAGUUACAGAUCGCCAACAACUCCACAUCCCCCCAACCAAUUGAGGUGAUUCCCCCACAGCCACCAUUCUAUGUGAAGCAUAUGAGAUUUGAAGUAAAGAGUAAGAAGUACCUUAUGCUCCCUGUGGAAUUUCGACCUUCAGAACCAAACAAUUACGAGGGACUGAUCGUGUUAAAAACUGGAAUGGGAUACAGUUUGAGUGGCAAGUUACUUGGUCAGUGUUCAUCAUAACAAACUCAACAAAGAUAUUAGCGGGAGAUAAACAGAACAGCCGGUUAUACAUACAUUGUGGGAAUUUUUUAAUGUGUUUUAUAGAAAGGCUUUUGUCUCAUUCUUCCAUUGUAAAGUACCAAUUUAAUAUACUUACAUGUAUAUAUAUAUAUUUAAGAAGCUUUAAGAUUGAUGUAGAUAAUAUUACAUGGAUUUGAAUCAUGGAUUGCCAAGUUCAUUUGCUAAUUUGAAUUAUCCAUUUUAGGAAUAUUUUUUCAGUACAAUGAAAUAAAAAUGAUAUUGUGUAAAUAACCUGUCAGAAAACAGGAUCAACUGAACUUUGUAUUACAUGGUUUGUUGAUGACCUGUGUAUACAUGUAUAUAUCAUUUAAUAUGAUUGGUGUGGCAGCUUUCAAUAUGCUCUAUUAUUCAAAUCUGUUCUCUGGUUUCUCAUUUACUUCAGGUGCUGAUUAUUAUAAUCUACUUUGCAUUUAACUAUUUAUCUAGAAUUAGAAGCAUAAUCUUUUUUUUCAAUUAAUAUUCUUUUUAAACUAUUAUUUUGUCAAUGCUUUAUCCUUUUGGUUGUAAAUCUUAGGAUAUAAACAUGUACAUUGUAUUUACACGUAUCUUUUGAUUUUCUUUAUAUAUAUAUUUGAUUACAUUUUCUUGGACAAAAUUACUUUCAAAAUGCUUGAUGUUUGUUUAAACAUGAAAGCAUGAUAGUGAUAGGUUCUGUGAUAAACUUGGUGCUUCAUAAGUGAAGGCAUUUACAUUUUCUAAUUAAAAUCCUAAAGAGAGAGAGGGAGUGAGUGAGAGAAAGAAAAAGAAAGAUAGACAGAGGGAGGUAUUGUGAUACUAAAUUUAAUUUUUCUGAAAAGUCUCUGUCUAGCAUUGUCUAAUUUUUCAAGAUAUCUUAGUAAACCUUCAUGUGUUCACAGAUUGACAUACCUCAGUGAUAUUCAGUAUUUUAUAGGGUAGAAUCAGUAAUAUUUAUAAAGGAUAUAAUGAUUUGAUUUGAAUAAUACAGAAAUUAAUUGGACACCAGGCAUUAGGUGUCUGUUUCAGCCAUCCAUCUCCGUGGUUACAGUAAAUGAAAUAGACAAGAAAUGGAAUAAGCAAGGGAAAGCAGAAUUCUAGACUAACAGUAAUAUUUUUUUCUUAGCUAGUCCUUUCAAAGUAUGAAUGCAUGAAAAACUAAUGGAUAUGAAAUGUGGAAACUUUUAUGUUGAUCUGAGAUCUCUAAAUGGUUAGUAAUAAAGGACUUAUUUAUUAUUAUUUAAAAGUGAAGUGUAGUUAAUGACACUAUGUAGAACAUGCUUGUAUAUUUAUAAGGUUGAAAGAUUGAAAAUAAAUAGAAUUAUGAUUUG